AUGGCCGACCGAUCGCCCACUUCAAAGACCAAGACGGUUCGGUCACAGAAGAUUUCAAUGCCCUCGUCAGAUGCCGAGCACGACGAGUCACGAGACCGUGCUUUGCCUAUACGAAGUCAUACACCCGGCCAUCUCUCUUCCAAAAGCCAAAGCCAUAGCAGACGAAAGACUUCCGAGUCCUCCAUACGGCAGCGCUCCCAGUCUGUCUCGACCAAGCAAGUUCACAGCACAACAGUCCCCACACAACCUCUACCUGGAUCGAAAUCGUUUCCAGUAGGCAAUGAACCGGACAACACAAAAGACUCGGCCAGUGUUUCGACCGAUGGGACAGCUGACGGAAAGCGCCCGACGAAUAUACGCUCAACUUCGGCCAUAGUGAGUAAACCGCCGUCAUCAUCGGCGACCCCCUCCCAAGGGACCCGAAAACAGAACGCUGCGCCGCGGCCGCGCGGGGCCUACGUUGCUUUCCCUGCCCUGCAAGACCCCAAGAAUGCCCCCGAUGUGCUCCCGGCACCUUCUUCUGGCAUGUACUGGUCGCGUGCACCAGAAUCAGGAGCCGCUCAUACGCCUCUGCGGGCACAUACCAUGACGCUCAUUGGCUCCAACAUCUUUGUGUUUGGCGGGUGCGACAGCCGUGCCUGCUUCAACGAGCUGUAUGUCCUGGACGCCGACUCAUUCCAUUGGAGCAGCCCGCAUGUCGUGGGAGAUGUACCAGCUCCUCUACGUGCCAUGACGUGCACGGCGGUCGGGAAGAAGCUGGUAGUAUUCGGCGGCGGAGACGGCCCGGCAUAUUAUAAUGACGUUUAUGUGCUUGAUACGGUGAACUUUCGGUGGCAGCGCCCACGGCUUGUCGGAGACAAAACGCCAAGUCCACGUAGGGCUCACACGGCUUGCUUCUACAAGAAUGGAAUCUAUGUGUUUGGAGGUGGAGAUGGGGUGAGGGCGCUCAACGAUAUCUGGAGACUGGAUGUGGCAGACACCAACAAGAUGAGCUGGAAGCUGAUUUCUGGACCGUCCUCGGGCAGCCCUAGUACUGACAACAAGCCCAAGGCGCGUGGCUACCAUACAGCAAACAUGGUGGGCAGCAAACUGAUUAUAUAUGGUGGAUCGGACGGCGGCGAAUGCUUCAAUGAUGUGUGGGUGUAUGACGUUGAUACACAUAUAUGGAAGUCGGUGACGAUUCCCAUCACAUUUCGCCGUCUUUCCCAUACAGCCACUAUCGUCGGGUCCUACUUGUUUGUCAUCGGCGGCCACGACGGAAACGAAUACUCGAAUGAUGUGCUGCUCCUGAACCUUGUCACCAUGACCUGGGACAAGCGGAAAGUAUAUGGUUUGCCGCCUAGUGGAAGAGGUUACCACAGCGCCGUGCUGUACGAUAGUAGACUGGUCGUUAUCGGCGGCUUCGACGGCGGAGAAGUAUUUAGCGACAUUUGGCUUUUGGAGUUGGCGGUUCAUGCAUAUUACUCGCAGAUCAGCCAUUUCACCAUUGAGGUAUAA
Messenger RNA from Pestalotiopsis fici W106-1, 1497 nucleotides. RefSeq lists its product as uncharacterized. The record is from RefSeq and is a predicted model, not a curated record. Gene Ontology annotation, molecular function: protein binding. Bases 1 to 1497 code for a protein of 498 amino acids. The transcript has a single exon. NCBI's taxonomy places the organism in Eukaryota, Fungi, Ascomycota, Sordariomycetes, Amphisphaeriales, Sporocadaceae.